Messenger RNA from Trypanosoma cruzi, 798 nucleotides. Its product is annotated as trans-sialidase, putative. The transcript has a single exon. The record is from RefSeq and is a predicted model, not a curated record. The annotation marks the transcript as partial. NCBI's taxonomy places the organism in Eukaryota, Euglenozoa, Kinetoplastea, Trypanosomatida, Trypanosomatidae.
AUGCUCUCACGUGUUGCUGCAGUCAUGGCACCCCGCACACACAACCGUCGCCGCGUGACCGGAUCCAGCGGCAGGAGGAGGGAAGGAAGAGAGAGUGAGCCGCAGAGGCCCGAAAUGUCCCGGCGUGUGUUUGAUUCCACGGUGCUGCUCUUCCUCGUCAUCAUGAUGUGCUGCAGUGGAGUUGAGACCGCUGAGGUGGGAAGUAAUGCUGAUGCUUCAACUUCUGGGUCGGCAUUGAUGGGUGCCAUUGCUGGAGAGGGGAGUGCUUCAGGGGGUGUUGAGGAGCUGCAACGGGUCGAUCUAUUUGUGCCGCAGACGACGCAGGUGCUGCCGAAGAAGGGGACUACUGACUCAAGUACGGCGAGGGAUUCAUUUGUUUCACCCUCUCUCGUCAGUGCUGGUGGAGUAAUUGCUGCUUUUGCCGAAGGUCACAUAAAUGCCAAAAACUCCCAUACCGGAUCAACUAAGCCGUCUUCUGAUGUUGUUGCGGAGUACAUCGACUCUGCGUGGGAAUGGCCCACUGUUGUUGGUGAGGUCAAUAAAGAAACAUGGCGGGCACACACUGUGCUUGGUAAAGCGGAGGGAGAGGGGAGUUUUGAUGUUGUGCGCCACCCCACAACCACCAUGAAGGACAAUAAGGUGUUUCUUCUUGCGGGAAGCACUGCCUUGUCCUAUGUAAAUGGGAGUUGGGAAGAGGGCAGCUUGGAACUAAAACUGGUUGUUGGUGAGGUCAAGAAGCCUUCUGCGGGCGGCGAGCAAAGUGGAUGGAUCAAAUGGGGCGAGGUUCAAUCGCCGGGC